UCUGUGACCUUUGAGGACGUGGCCGUGACCUUCACUCGGGAGGAGUGGGGGCAACUGGACCUGACCCAGAAGAGUCUGUACCAGGAGGUGAUGCUGGAGAACUGUGGGCUUCUGGUCUCUCUGGGGUAUCCUGUGCCUGAACCUGAGGCGAUCUACGAGCUUGAGCUCAGACAGGAAGUAAAGGCUGUGAAGAGAGCUCUGUCCCAGUGGACUUGUCCAGCAGACAAAACAAGACUUGAGACCACAGAGCCAACCUCUCCUGAGCCAGUCUUGUAUGAGAAAGCCUCAGUCCAGGGGCGACUAAAACAGAGACCCUCCUGGGAUUCCCAAGUCGGACAAGACAGGAGUCAGGAGGGACCACCAGAAAUGCAGGACCAACAUUUGAGACCAGAGAUAGACCCCCAAAAGGAGCAACUUUCUGAUAAAAUCAGCCCUGAGUUUUUGGAGACAGCUGAAGGAGAAUGUUCAAGGAUUCUACAGGAACGAGUCUCUCCAGGAGAUUCCCUCCCUGACAGUGACUCACGUGGCCCUGGCUCACAUGAAGACGACGUGGCUCACGACGAGAGACAUCCCUACGUGUGCAAGGACUGCGGGAAAGUGUUCAACAAGAAGCGUCUCCUUGCUCAACACGAGCGCAUUCACUCUGGAGUGAAGCCCUAUGAAUGCACAGAGUGUGGGAAAUUCUUCCGAAAGAGCACAUACCUCCUUCAGCACCACAUGGUCCACACCGGGGAGAAGCCGUACGAGUGCAGAGACUGUGGGAAGGCCUUCAACCGCAGAUCACACCUCACCCAGCACCAGCGGAUCCACAGCGGGGAGAAACCUUACAAGUGCAGUGAGUGUGGGAAGGCCUUCACCCACCGCUCCACAUUCGUCUUGCACAAAAGGAGCCACACUGGGGAGAAACCAUUUGUUUGCAAAGAGUGUGGGAAAGCCUUUCGUGACCGGCCAGGUUUUAUCCGGCACUACCUCAUUCACAGUGGGGAGAACCCCUACGAGUGCUUUGAGUGUGGGAAGGUCUUCAAACACAGAUCGUACCUCAUGUGGCACCAGCAGGCUCACACUGGGGAGAAACCCUAUGAAUGCAGUGAGUGUGGGAAGGCCUUCUGUGAGAGUGCAGCCCUCAUUCACCACUACAUCAUCCACACCGGGGAGAAGCCCUUUGAGUGCACAGAAUGCGGGAAGGCCUUCAACCACCGGUCGUACCUCAAGAGGCACCAGCGGAUUCAUACUGGGGAGAAGCCCUACGUGUGCAGCGAAUGUGGAAAGGCCUUCACCCACUGCUCCACUUACAUCUUGCAUAAAAGGGCCCACACUGGGGAAAAACCUUUCGAGUGUAAAGAGUGUGGAAAAGCCUUCAGCAGUCGAGCUGACCUCAUUCGACACUACACUAUCCAUACUGGAGAAAAGCCCCAUGAAUGCAUCGAGUGUGGGAAGGCUUUCAGCCGCAGAUCUGGCCUCACGAGACACCAGCGAAUUCACAGUGGCGAGAAGCCCUACGAGUGCAUCGAAUGUGGGAAAACUUUUUGCUGGAGCACGAAUCUCAUUCGGCACUCUAUAAUCCACACUCGAGAGAAGCCCUAUGAAUGCAAUGACUGUGGGAAGGUCUUCUGUCGCAGCUCAGCCCUCACUCAGCACCAAAGGAUUCAUACGGAGAGAAGCCCUAUCCGUGUGACCAAUGUGGAAAGACCUUUCAACAGCGGCCAAACGUCAGUCAACAUCCAAGAACUCCUUCUGGCCAAAGACUUUUUGAAUGUAUCCACUGAGAAAGAUCUUUGGACAGAGGGAUCAUCUUACUCAGCAUCUGAUGGUUCACAUCAAAGGGAAAGCUCACAGGUGUCAUCCCUGCGAAAUGAUGCUCUGUGA
Messenger RNA from Chrysochloris asiatica (Cape golden mole), 1866 nucleotides. Its product is annotated as zinc finger protein 805-like. NCBI's taxonomy places the organism in Eukaryota, Metazoa, Chordata, Mammalia, Afrosoricida, Chrysochloridae. The record is from RefSeq and is a predicted model, not a curated record. The coding region runs from base 91 to 1866 and encodes 591 amino acids. Gene Ontology annotation, biological process: negative regulation of transcription by RNA polymerase II. Gene Ontology annotation, molecular function: DNA-binding transcription repressor activity, RNA polymerase II-specific. The transcript has 3 exons.